AUGGAGGGAUUAACCAAGAAUGAAACCAUAGACUUGAGACGGAUGCAUAUUGGGAAAUCAUGUGCAUUAUUUUUUGCCCAUGACCCUAUAAAAAUAGUACGAGCUAAAGGCCAAUAUAUGUAUGAUGAAGAAGAUAAUGAAUAUUUAGAUUGUAUAAAUAAUGUUUGUCACGUUGGACAUUGUCAUCCCCAUGUUGUUGAAGCUGGAUCAAAACAGAUGCAGAUUUUAAAUACUAACUCAAGAUUUCUUCAUGAUAAUAUUGUUAAACUCGCCAAACGAUUAACUGAAACUCUGCCUUCUGAAUUAUCAGUAGUAUAUUUCACUAACUCAGGAUCUGAAGCUAAUGACCUUGCCUUAAGACUUGCUAAACAUCAUACGAAACAAUCUGAUAUGAUAGUUUUAGAAGGAGCAUACCAUGGUCAUGUGAUAUCUUUAAUAGAUUUAAGUACAUAUAAACUUGAUGAUAUGAAAGAUGGUGUUCAUAAUAAACCUAAAUCUGUUCAUAUGGUUGCCUGUCCUGAUAUCUACCGUGGUAAAUAUAGAGAUGAUGAACAUCCAAAAGAAGAUCUAGCUAAGUUAUAUGCUGAUGAUGUUAAGGAACUGAUAGAUGUGAUACACAAUCAUGGUGAUACAGUUAGUGGUUUUAUAGCUGAAUCCAUGCAGAGUUGUGGUGGACAAAUCAUAUAUCCUGAUGGAUAUUUACAAAAAGUUUUCAAACAUGUUCAUGAUGCUGGUGGAGUUACUAUUAUGGAUGAGGUUCAAGUUGGUUUUGGAAGAGUUGGAAAUCAUAUGUGGUCUUUUCAAGAUCAAGGUGUGAUACCAGAUAUUGUGACCAUGGGUAAACCAAUGGGUAAUGGUCAUCCUAUUGCUGCUGUGGUCACAACUAAAGAGAUCUCUGCUAGUUUUGCUUCUUGUGGUGCUGAAUAUUUCAAUACUUAUGGUGGAAACCCAGUGUCUUGUGCUAUAGGUCUAGCAGUAUUAGAUGUUAUUGAGCUUGAAAAACUAAAAGAAAAUGCUUUAAAAGUAGGAAACUAUGUGUUGGUAAAAUUUCGACAAUUGAUGGAUAAACAUCAGAUAAUAGGUGAUGUCAGAGGUAAAGGAUUAUUUGUGGGACUGGAUCUAGUAAAAGAUAGAAAAACACGAGAACCAGCAUCUGAAGAAGCCAAGUAUGUUAUAGCAAGAUUAAAAGAAGAACAUAUAUUAUACAGUAGAGAUGGUCCACACAGAAAUGUUUUAAAAAUGAAACCACCAAUGUGCUUCACAGAACAGAAUGUAGAUCAUUUAUGUGAGAAAUUAGAUAUGAUAUUUAAAGAAAUUAAAAGUGGACAGGUUAAACUAGAUGCCAACAACAGUAGUAGUGCUAUUGAAGAACCUCCAUUGAAAAAACUGUGUACUGGAAUAGGUAUUGAUACUUCUGUUUUAAAUGGUACCAAACAGUCUUAAAGAAUACCAAAAUUUAUUUUAUAUUUGUUUCCACAGAAGCAUUAAAUUAUGCUAAAACACAAUUUAAUGUCACAAAAUGAAUAACUUGUGUGAUUAGAGUAGUAACCAUGGUGAUCUAUUUGCUGCUAUAAAAGUAGCUGUUUUUAUUGUCAGGAAUGAAAGUCAUAAGCUGUUUGUUUUGUUACAGUAAUUAUAAUUGGAUAUGGGAUAUAUCAAGACCUAUAAUUAAUUAUUAUCGUUAUGGAUUGAUUUUACUGAUCAAUUGAGUUUUAAUUAUUUACAAGUUUGCAUUAAUGAAUUAUUAUAUUUGACAUAAAUUUUUGAAGUUUG
Messenger RNA from Lottia gigantea (owl limpet), 1773 nucleotides. RefSeq lists its product as hypothetical. The coding region runs from base 1 to 1443 and encodes 480 amino acids. Lineage: Eukaryota; Metazoa; Mollusca; Gastropoda; Lottiidae. The transcript is spliced from 11 exons. Gene Ontology annotation, cellular component: mitochondrion. Gene Ontology annotation, molecular function: transaminase activity; pyridoxal phosphate binding. The record is from RefSeq and is a predicted model, not a curated record.